CGCGGCAGCUCGAAGUCUUCCGGGCCGGGCACUUUAGUUAAAAAGUGGUCUCCAUUAAGAAGUCAAACUAACAACAACUACCACCACAACUACAACAACAACUAAACAACCAACAAGGACGACAACAACAGCAACAAGAGCAGCAGCAGCCGCCACGAUCACGGAUGCAGCCGUGCGAAGAAGCGACCGCAGAGCGAGUGAAUGUUUGAGUUCACGAAUGAUUUGGGGGGUGUGCUGAAAGUCUGCGUGUGUGGGCGAGCGAGUCAGUUCUGGUAUUCCACCAUGUGGCUGGGUGAGUGAAUGAGCAAGUGAGUGGGUGAGUAAGUGAACGAGCGAGCGAGUGAGUGCGUGCGUGAGUCAGUGGGUGAGUGAGCGAGCGAGUGAGUGAGUGGGCGAGUAAGUGAAUGAGCGAGGGAGCGAGUGAGUGAGUGCGUGAAUCAGUGGGCAAGUAAGUGAACGAGCGAGCGAGUGAGUGAGUGCGUGAGUCAGUGGGUGAGUCAGUGGGCGAGUGAGCGAGUCAGUGGCUGAGCGAGCGAGUGAGUGAGUGCGUGAGUCAGUGGGCGAGUAAGUGAGCGAGCGAGUGAGUAAGUGAGCGAGCGAGCGAGUGAGCGGUCAUCGCAAUGAGUGAGGCUGCUUUGCGGGGCCCGGACGAGUGAUUCGCCGAGGGUGGAGGGGUGGGGGCGGGAAUGAUUCACGGAGCCCGCGGAACCGGGGGAAGGAUUCACAGAGCGAAAGGAUCCGGUGGACAACCGAACGACGCCCCGAGUUGAAGGACGAAACGAAGGAAAAAGCCAACGGAAAGUUCCCGCGAACUGACGUCCAACGGAAGGAGGGAGGGAGCGAACGAAGGAGCCAGGGAAGGAGGGGAGGGACCAAACGGAAUUCACUUGAGGAAUGAAAGGCGCGAGGAGCGAAUGAAAAGGGGCGGACGGACAAGAAGAAGGAACGGACGGAGCAAAGGGGAUUGUUCCGAUGAACUGACGACUCAUUCCAAUUGGCGCUGAGUCAUUCCUGAUGAGCGCUGAUUCAUUCCAAUUAGCGCUGAUUCAUUCCUGAUGAGCGCUGAUUCAUUCCAAUUAGCGCUGAUUCAUUCCUGAUUAGUGCUGAUUUAUUCCAAUUAGCGCCAAUUCAUUCCAAUUAGCGCCGAUUCAUUCCUGAUUAGUGCUGAGUCAUUACAACUAGUACUGCAUCAUUCCUCUGAGUGUUUCGUCAUUCCUGAUCCAUGCAUCUGAGUGGUCGACGGCUGCUGCUGCUCUCAUAGCUUUACCAGUUGCACAUCUCGUGGGUUUCACCGACUGCUGGUUAGUGUCACUUUUACCGGCUGCUGCUGCUGCUAGUUAGGAGAACGUUGGCGACUCGGUACUGAGCUUGUGUGCGGCUGGCGCUGGGUAGUGCACAGACUCGCACCGUCAGCUGGUGGGUCUCGUCGCGCCGGCGGUGGCGACUGCCCAGUGAGCGGAGCUCGUUAGCGGCUCCCUCGUGCGGCCUGCAAGCGUCACAGGUUGGGCGGUGCGCUGCCGAUUAAUGCGCUGUUAGUAACUCGGCAGUGCAGUGCCGGUUAUGCGAGUUGACCGCGCGUGUUGCAAUCCGUUGUUUUCUACUCCUUGCCGUAUCGUUUGUUUCGCUAGUUAGACUCAAUAUCACUGGCACUUAUCACGAGUUACACGAGUUAGUGUCAAUAUCACUGGCUCAUAUCGCUUUUUACUUUUAAUAUCACUGUUACGUAUCGCUAGUUACUCUCUAUAGUAGAAGUAGUGGGUGAGUGGUGGGUGAGUAGUGGUGAGUAGUGGUGAGUAGUAGUGGGUGAGUGGUGGGUGAGUGGUGGGUGAGUGGUAGUGAGGAGGAGGAGCGAUGGAGGGAGGGGCGCUGGAGAGCCGGGAGAUGAAGCUGCGAGUGUCGCGUCUCGCACGCCGCAUGAACGAGCUGGAGGAGGCGCUGGCCCAGCUGAGAGUCACGGGGACCGAGAUCGAGACGCUGUGGGGGCAGCUGUCUCAGGAUGGAGCCGCCCCCCUGUCCCCCACGUCCCCGCCGCCGUCCCCGCUGUCCCCCGUGCCGUCUCCGCUCUCCCCCAUGUCUCCGCGGUCCCCCGCCUCGCUCCUGCGCGAGGUGGAGGCCCUGAGACGUCGGGCGCAGGAGGCGCUGGGCAGGGACGGGGACACGGGGAGGAUGCAGAGAGAAUGUGCGGAGAUGUCCCAGCGGAUCUCCGCAGAGACCGAGACCACCACGAUUCUGCAGGGGCAGAUCGAUUCUCUCAAAGAGAAGUUGAAAGAGCGAGCGAAGCCUGCAGACAGCAACGGAGCCAAAGAUGAUGAAAAUGAGCUGCUGGAGGAGCUGGGUUUGUUACGCGAGCGGGUGCGCUCCGUGGAAAGUCGCGGGGCCGAGCACGACGAGAUGGAGGCGGAGCUGCGUGACAACCUGGAGCGGCUGCGUGCCGCUGGCCGGGAGGUGCGGGCCCGCGUACGCGAGGCCGUGCGCGACCGGGACGAGGCCAAGUCGGCACUCGGGCGGGCGGAGAAGACGCGGGAGGAGAUGAGGGAGCGCGUGAGAUGCGUGGAGAGACUGCUGGAGGAGAGCGUGCGCCUGCGUGAGGAGCACGAGGAGGCUCAGCAGGAGCUCGCCCGCCUGCGCGAGCGCCUCCUCGACACGGACGAGCGCCGGCUGGAGGCCGAGUCCAAGCUGCGCGCCCUCCAGGAGGAGCGCGGCAGCAGCGAGGAGCGCCUGCGCAGCUCCGACAAGGAGCGCCGCGAGCUGGAGCAGAAGCUCGCGCUCGCCGACAGGGAGCGCCGCGAGCUCGGGGAGAAACUCCGGGAUGCCGGCAAGGAUUCACGCAAGGCCCAGAAUGCCCAGGAGCUGGAAGAGAAGCUGCGGAGUUCCGAGAAGAAAUGCCGGGAGGCGGAAGAGACGUUUGGGAUUUCUGAGAAGAAAUGCCGGGAGGCGGAGGAGAAAUUAGUGAGUUCCGAGAAGAAGUUACGGGAGGCGGAGGAGAAAUUAGGGAGUUCCGAGAAGAAAUGCCGGGAGCUGGAGGAGAAACUCCGCGAUGCCGGCAAGGAUUCCCGCAAGCCGCAGGAGCUGGAGGAGAAGCUGCGGAAUUCCGAGAAGAAAUCCCGGGAGGUGGAAGAGACGUUUGUGAGUUCUCAGAAGAAGUCCCGGGAGCUGGAGGAGAAAUUAGGGAGUGCCGAGAAGAAGUUACGGGAGCUGGAGGAGAAGCUCGGCAAGUCUGAGAAGAAAUCCGUGGAUCUGGAAGGUAGACUUGAGAAUUCGCAGAAGGAGCUGGGAGAGUUGAAAGGCGUCCAAGAGUUGAGGGUGAAGCCUCGAUCCCCCCGGGAGGAGGAGGAGAGGGCUCGGGAUUCCCAGAGGGAGCGCCAGGAGCUGGAAGAGAAGCUCCGCAAGUCCGAGACGCAGCGUCAGGAGUUGGAGGAAAAGCUUCGGAGUUCCGUGAAGGAAGCUCCGGGGCCGCAGCCGAAGGCGCGGAUUUCCCGGGAUGAGCGGCGGGAGUUGGAGGAGAAGCUUCGCGCCUCCGAGAAGGAGCGCGAGGCACUGGAAGAGAACCUUCGGAAUCACAAGCGGGAACGGCGGGAGUUUGAGCAGAAGCUUCGGAGUUCCGAAAACCAACUGGAGGAGUUGAAGACGAAGCCGCGAUUCCCGCGAGCGGAGCGCCAGGAGCUGGAGGAGAAGCUCCGGGAUUCCGAGAAGGAGCGCCAGUCCCUGGCGGACAAGCUCCUGAACGUUGAGAAGGAGGCCCAGGCGUUGAAGGCGAACCUCGGCCUUCGCGGGAGGAAGACAAGGGGCAGUCAGGAGCUCGAAGAGAAGCUCCGGAAAUCCGAGGAGCAGCGUCAGGAGUUGUCGGCAAAACUUGGGAGUUCUGAGAAGGAAAUCCAGGAGUAUCAAUCGAAGCCCCGGUUCUCCCGGGAGGAGCGCCGGGAGCUGGAGGAGAAGCUGGCGGAUUCCGAGACGCAGCGUCGGUCCCUGGAGGAGAAGCUCCAGAGCUCCGAGGCUGAUCGCCGGGGAUUGGAGGAGAGGCUUCGGAGUCUCCGGAAGGAGCUGGAGCAGUCCAAGGUGCCUCCGCAGGUGUCUGCGGAGACGGAGCAGAAGCUGGCGGCCUGGGAGAAGGAGCGCCGCGAGCUGGAGGGGAGGUUGGAGAACUCCGAGUGGGAACGCCGACGCCUGGAGGAGAAACUGGGACCACAUUCUCCGAGCGCAGCAGCGCGGGACCGUCUGGAGGCGAGUUUGGGCCCCGGCUCUCCACGCACCGGCCGCGAGCUGGAGCGCCUCCGCUUGGAGGUUACCGACCUGCGGCAGCAGCUGCAGCGCUCGGAAGCCCGGGCGCUCAAACUGGAGCAGCAGCUGCAGCAGCAGCAGCAGCGGCGUCGCGAGGGGGAAGCCGUCGGCCCCACGCCGGCCGGCCUCCCCAACUCCACCACCGACUCCCUCCCCCUCCCCCCCGCCGCCACGUCGGCGUCGGCGGCACGGCGCCGGGAGACGCUGCUGGCGCUGGAGCUGGAGGACGCCCGCAGCGUCCUCAAGCGCGAGCGGCAGCACGCGGAGCAGCUGCAGCGGGAGGUGGACCGCCUGCUGCUCGCCGCGCACCAGCGGGGGGGCCCGGGCGGCGGGGGGGGAGGGGCCGCGGGGGGGGCGGCCCGGGUCGGCGCCCGCGGCCUCCUCUCCCGGGACCCCCCGGAGCCGGCGAGGCCCCGCAGCUCCCUCGAGAGCAAGGCGGCCACGCUGCCCUCCGUGCCCACCGUGGGGGCGGCGGCGCUCGGCAGGCGGCGGCCGAGGAGCAGCAUCCUCCUCGAAGACGAAGAGGGCCCGGGGGAGGAGGCGGAGGCUGCGGCGACGGUGGCGGCGGGAGGACGAGGUGUGGGGGGAGGAGCGGGAGGACGGGACGCCGACACCGGGAGGCCGUCCGGAGCAGAGGCCCGGAGGGUUAGCGACGCCGGCAGGAGCGGCGGGACGUUCACGAGCAAGGCCAGCAUCCCCGUGGGAGGCCCGCCCACUCACACCUCCUCCGUGAACCUGCAGCUCGGCCUGGCGCCUGCUCGCAGGGGGCGCCCCGGGCCGGGCGGGGAGGAGGCGGCGGCCGAGCCGGGCGACGGAAGCGACGGAGGCGGCUCCCAGCGGCGCUUCCUGCGGGCUCAGUCCUUCCCGGAGCCGCGCGAGGACGGGGCCCCGAUGGACGGCCGCUCGGACUCGCGGCUCUCCUCGCUCUCCUCGCUCUCCUCGCCCGUCGAGGCGGCCGGCAAGGAGGGCCGGGAGACGGCCGGCGGCGAGGCGGAGCGGGCCGAGGCCGGUCGCCACGGCGGCGCCGCCGGAACGCGAGCGGCUCCCUGCUAUGGGAACGGCGGCACCGGCGCCGUCGCCGGGGAGAGCGGCGGGAGGAGCAACAGCAGCAGCGCGGACGACGACGGCGGUGGCGGCGGCGCAGCCAGGCGGGUCGCCGGCGGGGCCGGGGGUGGGGGCGCCGGUGGAGGUUCCGACGAGGGUCACGGUCGGGGCCCCGGCGCUAGAGACGGCGCCGGGGCCUUCAAGGAGAGCGGCAGGAGGAGCAACAGCAGCGUGGACGACGGCGGCGGCGGCGGCGCAGCCAGAGCGGCCACCGGUCGGGGCGCCGGUGGGGGUAGCGACGUGGGUACGAGCCGGGGUAGCGACGGGGGUUCCAAUAAGGGCACCGGUGCCACGGAAGGCGCCCGAGACGGCUCCGGCGCCUCCAGGAGGAGCCAGGCGGGCGAACGCUCCGUGGACCUCAACUCCCUCUACCUGGACGCGGUGCGCACAGCGACGAGGGCGGCGAGAGGAGGGGGGGGGAGGGAGCGCCCCUGGAAGGGGCCCGCCAGCAGGAGAGUCGGAGACGUUCCCUCGCGGCUCGGGAAGAGCUACGAGGAUUUGAGCGCCGUGGGAGGAGCGGGAGAGGGGACGAGACGCGGGGACGACUGGAGGAGGAUGGGGGAUACCGCCAGGUUCUUUGAGCGCCGUGGACACGACGACGGCGGCCCGCGAACCUUCAACGACAUCCGCCGCCUCUACGACUCGCAGCCGGCGUCCUCCACCGUCACCACCACCACCACCGCCGCCGGCGGAGCCACCACCACCACCACCACCAGCUACUCUCGCGCCCGCAGGGGGGCGGCCCUGACCGCAACCACCACGAUCGCAACCACCACCCUCCGCUCCAAAUCCAGCUCGGAUGAUGUCAACAACAUCAUCAACAACAACAACAUCACCAGCAGGAAGCCGCGGGUCUCUGUGCUGGAUAGAGACAAAUUCGGAUCAACGGAAUUCCUCUCUUCAACCAGGCGCCGGAAGAUGUUGGACUAGCGCGUGUCCAGUGCCGUCUGGAAACAUGUUAACCGGUUAUCCGGUGAACAUCUCAACCACGUCAGCGGUGAACACAUGGCCAACACGGUCGACAUUCCGGUGUUCCACGGAGACACCAAAGUGAUCUCUCUCCCGCUCUGCUGUCUCCCUCUCGCAUGGUGUGCGGGGAUGGUUAAUCAAAGUCUCUUCACCAUGCCAAGCUAGAACCAAACCAAGGUAGCGACGUCACUGGCUCCAGGAGUUUCUUCAACCAGUCUGGCUCGCGGCCAAGUAGGGCCAGGGGCGGGGCUUAAUGACGUCUGUCACAGCGUAUGAGUGUGUGUGCGUGCGUGUGGGUGUGUGUGUGUGUGCGUGCGCGUGUGUGUGUGUGUGCGCACGUGUGUGUGCGUGUGUGUAACGUGUGUGUGAGUGUGCGUGUGUGCGUGUGCGUGUGUGUGCGUGUGACGUGUGGCCUGGCACAAGCGUCGUGGUGACGUCACCGUCACUUAGUGGCGAAUGGCGGUUAUUGUUGUGACGUCAGUUGCCCACAUGCAUCUCCGCUCGCUCACCGCGUGCGUGUGUGAGUGUGUGUGUGUGCGUGUGUGUGCGUGUGCGCGUGUGCGUGCGUGCGUGUGUGACGUGUGUGCGUGUGUGCGUGUGUGUGCGUGUGUGCGUGCGUGUGUGACGUGUGUGCGUGUGACGUCAGUCGGUACGGGGCGUCACCCACGCGCUUUGCCGCUCGUUGCCCGCGUGCUAUGGUAUCGCCGUGUCUGUAAUUUAACCUGCUGGGCUUUUGAUUUAAUUUAAUUCGGGAUGUUUGUUUGUUUUUCGCGACGUUUCUGGUGUUUUGGUUGCAUCGUUUUUCCCGUGUUGGUGUUUUCGCGUUUAAUGUUCGCGGGGGGGUCAUCCAGCAAUGGAUUGACCGUGGCUGACGAUGCUGAUUUUUUUGUGUUAUUCCGUUGUUUUUUUUCUACUAUUGGGGGUCUUUGUCCGGUUUAUAUGUUUGUCCUUUCGUCGGAUUUCAUAAUCUUCAAGUGCGUGCGGUUUAAUUGUUUUAUCGCGGUUACUGACCACAACACAUCCCCACACACACACACCCUCCUCCCCAUGUCUGCACUCUCUCAUUAACACUAGAGGCUGUGAGAUUAUAACACUACAGACUAUGAGAUUAUAACACUACAGGCUGUGUGGGUAUAACACUACAGGCUGUGUAGUUAUAACACUACAGACUAUGAGAUUAUAACACUACAGACUGUGUGAGUAUAACACUACAGGCUGUGUGGGUAUAACACUACAGACUAUGUGAUUAUGACACUACAGACUGUGUGAGUAUAACACUACAGACUAUGAGAUUAUAACACUACAGACUGUGUGAUUAUGACACUACAGACUGUGAGAUUAUAACACUACAGACUGUGAGAUUAUGACACCACAGACUGUGUGAUUAUAACACUACAGACUGUGUGAUUAUAACACUACAGACUGUGAGAUUAUAACACUACAGACUGUGAGAUUAUAACACUACAGACUGUGAGAUUAUAACACUACAGACUGUGAGAUUAUAACACUACAGACUGUGAGAUUAUAACACUACAGACUGUGAGAUUAUAACACUACCGACUGUGAGAUUAUAACACUACAGGCUGUGAGAUUAUAACACUACAGACUGUGAGAUUAUAACACUACAGACUGUGAGAUUAUAACACUACAGACUGUGAGAUUAUAACACUACAGACUGUGAGAUUAUAACACUACAGACUGUGAGAUUAUAACACUACAGACUGUGAGAUUAUAACACUACAGACUGUGAGAUUAUAACACUACAGGCUGUGAGAUUAUAACACUACAGACUGUGAGAUUAUAACACUACAGACUGUGAGAUUAUAACACUACAGACUGUGAGAUUAUAACACUACAGACUGUGAGAUUAUAACACUACAGACUGUGAGAUUAUAACACUACAGACUGUGAGAUUAUAACACUACAGACUGUGAGAUUAUAACACUACAGACUGUGAGAUUAUAACACUACAGGCUGUGAGAUUAUAACACUACAGACUGUGAGAUUAUAACACUACAGACUGUGAGAUUAUAACACUACAGACUGUGUGAUUAUAACACUACAGACUGUGUGAGUAUAACACUACAGACUGUGAGAUUAUAACACUACAGACUGUGAGAUUAUAACACUACAGACCGUGUAGGGAUGGGGUCCCCGCUGUGGAUUUCACACGAAGCCAGGGUUAAGGGGCCGUCCAUAAAUGACGUCACGCACCUGGGGGGGGGGUCAGACAUUUGUGACGAUGUGUGACGAGGGGGGGGGGGGUUGGGAAAUGUGACGUCACAUCAAAAUGCGCAACUUUAAAUAAAUAUAGACAACACGUUCUACUUAAUGAAAUAGACUUUGUAAUAAAUGUUUUCUCCUACAACAUCAGAGUGCAGCGCCAUAUUAAAUACGCACUACAAUGACAAUAGUUUAAAGCGAUUUGAAGCAUUUUUUUAAAAUAUAUUUUUUG
This is a messenger RNA of Lethenteron reissneri (Far Eastern brook lamprey), 8806 nucleotides long. RefSeq names its product golgin subfamily A member 6-like protein 2. NCBI's taxonomy places the organism in Eukaryota, Metazoa, Chordata, Hyperoartia, Petromyzontiformes, Petromyzontidae. The record is from RefSeq and is a predicted model, not a curated record.